GCCCGUUCUAAGUAGCACUGAAAGCAAUAAUUAUCACCAAUUACUCUUGAGCGCCAGUUUCCGUAAGGUUGGGAUAGCAAUCUACUCUAGCACACUGUGAAUCAAAUUUGCCAAGCUGUUUUCUCGAAUUCUCGCACUCACAUCUUCGUUUCGCCAGACAAUGCCGCCACCCGUGGAGAACCUUUCCGACGACGAGUCGACCGGAGAAUCUAUUCCUUAUAACGACGCGAAAGAAGACCAUAACUCAGGCCCCGAAAACCAGGAAGACAAUGAUGAUGAGGAGGAGGAGGAUGAAGAGGAGGGUGUCUAUGUCGUUGAAAAGAUCCUCGGUCAUGACUUCGCGAAGAAUGGAACUCUCCUCCUGCAAGUGAAAUGGAAAGGAUACGAUGACCCUGCAGAUGAGACCAUGGAACCGGAGGAGAACCUGCUGGAGGGCGCAAAAGAUCUGGUAGAAGAAUACUACCGUGUCCAAGGUGGUCGGCCUGAGAAACCUCAACGGGGGAAGCGCAAGUCCAUGACUGGGCCAAAGCAGACACCAGAGAGAAGUGAACCUAAAAGGCGAAGAAAGUCCCGAGCGGAAGCUGCCACCGAAACUCCAGAUGACGAUGAUGGAGAUUUGCCUGAUUGGGUUCCCCGGUCCAAGAACUGGGAGAACGAGGUGCAAACUGUUGACACAAUCUUGCGUGAUGCGGAAACUUCGAGUUUAAUCGCAUAUCUCCACUGGAAGAACGGAAAGAAGUCCAAGGUCUCCCUUGAGACCUGUUAUGAGAAAUGCCCCAGAAAGAUGCUUAAAUUUUACGAAGAGCAUUUGGUUUUUAAGGAAGGUUGAUUUUGUACUAACAUUCUUCGCC
Molecule: messenger RNA, 851 nt
Organism: Aspergillus caelatus
Lineage: Eukaryota; Fungi; Ascomycota; Eurotiomycetes; Eurotiales; Aspergillaceae
Product: chromo domain-containing protein
Exons: 7
Coding region: 161-829 (222 amino acids)
Biological process (GO): chromatin organization; negative regulation of transcription by RNA polymerase II
Cellular component (GO): nucleus; pericentric heterochromatin
Molecular function (GO): chromatin binding
Source: RefSeq, a predicted model, not a curated record